Messenger RNA from Sphenostylis stenocarpa, 600 nucleotides. Lineage: Eukaryota; Viridiplantae; Streptophyta; Magnoliopsida; Fabales; Fabaceae. The record is from the annotation of a GenBank genome assembly.
AUGAAUGUUGUCCUAGUUUUUAUAAGUUGUCUUCCCAACUUGGUUGUGCCUACGAUGUUGUCAUCGUUUAUGUCCUUCUAUGUUCUAGCGGUCAUGUUUUAUAAUGGAACUGCAAAUAAAACAUUCUUACUGCUGUGUUGCAUGGCGCUGUUCCUAAUUUGGUGUUACGUGUUGGUAUCUCUCUUUCGGCAUUGUGCAGAAUUGUUUAUGUUAGAUUAUUACUAUGAAAGGGAACAAAUGGGAGACAUUGAGUCUCUUCCAAAUGCAAGGGCUCGAGUUGCCAUUGCCAGAAUAAGGGCUAACAGGGAACAUUGGCAAACCAUACAACUACAUCCUUUUCCCUGCGAAACACGAACUACUGCUAGGUUAGCCAUCAGAGCCUUGCCUCCUGCUGUAUCUUUUCGUGAUGAUCAAACCAGUGAAUCUCUACAUGAUUGUUCUAUUUGCUUGGAAAAAUUUAUGAAUGGAGACUCCAUUCAACCAUUUGGAGUGUGUGUCCAUCAAUUCCAUUCCUCCUGCCUCAACUUGUGGUUGCUCAGAGGAAAAUCUUCAUGUCCACUCUGUCGUAUGGAGUUGCCAAUUCCUACCUACUCAUCAUGA